AUGGAGGAAGAGAGCGAGGAUGUGCAGUACGCCACCGACAGCAGACAGCUCCGGAGUCAAACCUCAAAUCUCAAGAUUGAGGCCUGGCUAUCACCGCUGAGCGACCAUUUUCCCACCCCAAGAGGAUUCCACUUCCUCUCCGCGCCGAUCUUGCCGUCCUCCCCAUCAACCGUCUCGGCCGAUGAGAGCAGCUCGCCUUCGACGUCCUCGAACCCCUGGAAUAACAAUAGAUCAAGCGUAAUGACCGACGUCACCGAGUUUGACGACCUGUACGAUGUCACGGAUGAGGAUGAGCCCACUGAGUUGCGUCGAGUCCUGUCGCGCAAAGCGUCGGUGAGGAGACGCAACUCUGGUCGUAAUGAGGCGGCAAAGCAGACUGCAGCUGGUGCUCGCAGAGCCUUGCCCCCUUUGGUCAUCCCCGGCGGUCGAAACGCUUCAACAGAGGAUUGGUCUGCUGCCAGUCUCAAGAAGGCGCUCGCAUCACCAGUGCCUCCUACACCACCAACUCGUGUCGAGAUGUCCCCACAGGUCUUCUCGUUCAUGCAGGCGAAGCAGGCUCAAGAAGUGCCUACCAUUUCGGCCCCGCCAUCUCUCGAUGGGAGCUUGAGCUCAGAGCAGCUGGCCCAAAUGUCAGCCCCGCCAACCCCAAUCAUCGGCAGCGACAACGGCAAGGAGACAGACUGGUCCGGUGUGCGGCUUCAACCCGGCGCUCUGGCGACUCUGCACGCACUGUCUGGCGACAACGACAGCCUGCACGAGCACGACCAUGACCACCAGGAUCAGGUUCUUGAGAUUGCUCACGAACCCGUCCCUGAGAUGCGCCAACAACCUCUGCGUCUCUUGACUAAUAUCCUUGCCCAGCCCGCACGCGUGGCCGAGCUGACCCCUAGCUCCCACCGUCGGUCUCUUGCCGACCUCACCAAGCUCGAUAUUCCUUCUCCUGGUGGCUUCUUCUCCGGCCUCUCGCCCAGAACGAGAACGACAUGGCAUAUGCCAAUCAGAUCCCCCGAGGACAUGGUACCUCCCACGUCAACCACCGCAGAGCAAUUCUAUCGCUGCCCCUGGAACAUGGACGCCUCGGUGCCCCCAGUGCCAGCUGCGCCUGCCAGGCUCACCAUCAACGAUGCAGCAGAGCAGUUCUACCGCAUCUCGGCACCAUCUACCUCGGCGAUAGUUGAACAGGUGGUCGAGGUCCAUGACGAGGGGAUGGACGAGGAUGACAUGCCCACUGCCAGACCGACCGUUCCCACAAACACAUCGAGCUCGUCCGUGAUACUGGCCGAGCCUAUCUCCCCCGAGACUGAGGAUGCCCCGGACGAGAUUAUCACGGUCUACGACCCCGAGUAUGCGCGCAAGCAACAGGAGGUCGCCCUUUCCAACCUCGACCGGACCGAGCUUUGGCUCAUGGCUCAGCGCGCCUACCUGAAGCCCGUAGAGACCGAUCAGACCGAGGAAGAAGGCCGCAACCUCGACACAAUCCUCGAGACCGCCGACGAGGAAGCCGACAGCUUCCCUGAGCAGGAAAUCACUUUGGCCCCGAGGAAGAAGAUGGUUCGCUUCUCCGAUAUUAUUACCAAGACCGACAUCCCCCGCCGCCUGCCCUCCAAGCUCUCAAGGCAGGAGUCCGCCUACUACCGCGCCUUCCAGGACUACAUCAUCCGCUCGAGCAAGCAAGACGUCUUCGUGCACCAGCUCCCUCGAUUCGAGGUCCUCCAGGCCCAACGUGUCUGUCUGCGCGAGUUCCACCGGAAUCAGCUCCUCGGCAAAUACCAACUCAGCGUUGUGCCGCAAUCCGCCAAGAAGCGCCUCAGCGCCAACGUCGCCCGCGGAGACGAUGUCCUUGUCGACGACCCGGAGAAGCUGCGCCGCGAGAAGGAACACGAGGCCAUGUCCCAGAUGACCAUGCCGACCUGGCACGUGGCCGCCGUCAAGAUGCUCAACGGCGGCAAGCUUAUCGCGGCACCCGUCGCCCAGCGGCUCGGCCGCCUGUCCCGGAUGGCCCCCGGCCGCGACGGCGUCGCCCGCGACAGGGCGCGUAUCCUUGAUUUGGGCGGCCAGUCGGCGUGCGACUGGGCCUGGCACUGCGCGCUGCAAUACCCCAACACCAAGAUCUACACGGUCACCACAAAGGUCAUCCGGCAGUUGUCCAACUCCAAUAUUCGAGGCCCCUCCAACCACCGCCAGGUCGCCGUCGAGCGCCUCACCCGCUUGCCCUUCAAGGACGACCAGUUCGAUCUCAUCUCGGCGCGCGAGCUGCACACCACCCUCAAGUUCGUUGGCGAGAACGGCGAGGACGAGUGGGAAACGUGUCUGAAAGAGUGCCUGCGUGUGCUCAAGCCGGGCGGCUACCUCGAGUUCUCAGUCCUGGACUCGGACAUCAUGAACGCGGGACCAUUGGGCCUUGCCAAGAGCGUCGAGUUCGGCUUCGACCUCAAGACGCUGGGGUAUGACCCCAAUCCGACAAAACUGUUCCUCGGCCGCCUCUCGCGCGCGGGGUUCGACGAUGUGCGCCGCGCGUGGGUGUGUCUGCCCAUGGGCGCCCGCUCGCCAUCCCAACAAGAAAAACCCUUGCCUUCACUGCCCGUCUUCCGGCCCAACCCGACGGGUGAGGAGGUCAGGACAGUGGCGAUGGAGGCCAUGGUCACCGGCAGCACGGACGGCGUCGCCAAUAUCACGGGCGUUGUCGGCGGCUGGAGCUGGGAGCGCUGGCUGCUGCGGUGCGAGAUGGAGAAGGUCAGCGGUGAACUGCGCCUCGCAGAUACAGUUACGGCUGGGCCCGCGAUGAGAGAGGCCGGCAAGAGCCUCGAGGGUGUCGCUGCCAUUGUCGAAGAGGGGCGUGCUUGUGGCGCCGGGUGGAGGAUGUUGAAUGGGUAUGCGAGGAAACCCAAGACCGGCACGGGGCUCAUCCCUGUCGGCUUCGAGAUUUGA
Messenger RNA from Colletotrichum higginsianum IMI 349063, 2928 nucleotides. RefSeq names its product Methyltransferase. Gene Ontology annotation, molecular function: S-adenosylmethionine-dependent methyltransferase activity. The coding region runs from base 1 to 2928 and encodes 975 amino acids. The transcript has a single exon. Lineage: Eukaryota; Fungi; Ascomycota; Sordariomycetes; Glomerellales; Glomerellaceae. The record is from RefSeq and is a predicted model, not a curated record.